CGCCCUGUCGUCAGUGAUCACGUGUUUCCUACUACGAUUUGCUGAAGUUUGACAAAAGUUUGACAAGCCCGAGGAACGUCGACAGAGAAGAUCCGAGGAUCAGAAGAGUCUGACGGACACACGUUCCUCCAAACUUACGGCCUGUGUUUCCGGAGCAACUAUGGAAGCUGUCGCCCAGAAAGUGCUGACUUCCGGAUUCUCACUUGAUUUGGGACCCCUGAAAGAGCCGUUGGCGUUUAUCCGCUUGUUACAAUGGGUGUUCUCCAUAUUUGCCUUCGCUACGACUGUAGGUUACAGUGGCACAACCAGCAUCAACGUCUCAUGCAAAGGGAGUGCGAAUAGUGAAGUACAAGCGGACUUUAACUACCCGUUCAGGUUGAUGCAGCAUCCCUAUGAAGUUCCGGACUGUGUAGUCAAUGCAACCACCACCACCACCACUACUCACUACCUGACAGGAGACCACUCAUCCUCGGCAGAGUUUUUCGUCGCUAUUGGAGUAUUGGCCUUUCUCUACUGCACUGCCACCCUAGUCCUGUACUUGGGCUUCCAGCACUUGUAUAGAGAAUCUAGUCGUGGUCCCCUUGUGGACCUGUUGGUGACUGCGGCCUUUGCUUUCCUGUGGUUGGCAUCAUCGUCUGCUUGGGCUAAAGGCUUGACCGAUGUCAAGUAUGCCACCAGCCCUUCAACCAUUAUUAUUCUUCCUGAUGUCUGCAAGAAUUCCAUCGCCACGUGCACCCCGGGCGCGACCCCUCACAUGGGCCGACUCAACGUUUCAGUGAUUUUUGGUUUUCUUAACCUCAUCCUGUGGAGCGGCAACUGCUGGUUCAUUUACAAGGAAACACCGUUCCACAAGUCGGCCGACCCGCCUGCAGAUGUGGAGGGGGCUGGUAGGCCAACGUAACUGCACAGCGUCCUCACCUCAAAACUGUCUACCAAGUAGUUUCAUUCAAUGAAUCAUUUUGGUACUAAUGUUAGGCUAAUAUUGUAGAACGUAAGAUACACAUUUCUAAAACCAACCGCUUCUUUUUUUUUUUGCAUGGUAUUCAUUUAUAUUUACGGCGGUGUAAUGUUAUUUCAAGGGGUAGUAGAAUUUGACUUAUUGGACUGAAAGCUACACAGGAAGUCGUACCAGUGGAAAAAAAUUGUUAUACUCCUAAAUGUUUGCAUUUUUUUAACACACACACACACACACACAUCUAAAUAUAGUUAUGCAUUGUUUGCUUAACUGCAGCAUCACUUUGUCAUUAUCUUAACUUUCAACAAGGUUUCUCUACCAUGUUUUUGUUUCCAAACACCAAAAAAGUCAGGGUUUUGAGUGUCAGAAUAAAAAAAUACCAAAUGAAUAUAAAAUAGUUGAAGUGCAUGUUUUGUUGACACAGUAUAGCCUGGAGACAAUAUUAGAGACACACCUUCUGUUUAAUCCUAAAACUUAAAGUAGCCAUCAGAGAAUCGUCGAUUCAAUGAUUAAAAUUUAAAUACCUUUUUUUUAAAUGAUUAAUUUGCCAUUAUGAGAUUAUUUAUAAAGUUGUCCACGCAGUUUUAUUUCAACACUUUUGUGGCAUAGUCAUUUUACUGUUGUGAAAUUAGAAAAAACAGCUGAAUGUCAUGUUUGGGGUGCAUAUAACUGUUAAGAGCAUUAUUGCUUUCUUUUGUUUGUUUAUUUACAUUUAAAGUUACUGCACUUAUUAAUUAAACAGUUUUUUUCCUGACAGGAUUUGUUUCAUUUGUUCUCAUAAUGUUUAAAUCAAAGGAACAAAAACCUGAGGUUCCCGAAAGUGUUACAGAUUUUGAAUACAACUGUUCUACACCGUUAACUAGCUGGUUACUCUUAGCAGAGUUUAUAAAAAUUGAGUGAUUUCUAACUAACUGCAUUCUUGUUUCUAUCUUGCUUUAGCCUGGCUUCUACCUCCACAUUGUUAUAGGCAAGGCAAGCUGUUUUCCCUGAUGAAGCCUUGUUUGUUUAAAAGUUCAAGUGUGCGCCUUCACUGUGUUGAUAAAAAUGUCACAUUGAAGAGACGGGAGUUCUUAUCACAAUCCACGAUUGGACACGUGGAUAUUUAAUGUAGUGUAUCAUUAAAAAUUAAGAACUGUA
Messenger RNA from Pleuronectes platessa (European plaice), 2092 nucleotides. RefSeq names its product synaptophysin-like 2b (gene sypl2b). Lineage: Eukaryota; Metazoa; Chordata; Actinopteri; Pleuronectiformes; Pleuronectidae. The record is from RefSeq and is a predicted model, not a curated record. The transcript has 6 exons. Gene Ontology annotation, cellular component: synaptic vesicle membrane; synaptic vesicle. Bases 161 to 901 code for a protein of 246 amino acids.